AUAUAACUAACAUCAACCAUGUUAGCCGAGGUAAACGUUAAUAACUUUGCCGUCCGCGCCAUCGUAUGCCUGGCGUUACUGAUUGGUUGCAUUUGGCAUAUCGUCGAUAUCAGUGUCAUAUACUUUCGUUACGAAACUACAGUAUCUACAGUACUUGAUAUAGCACAAGUGGUGGAACUACCGGCGAUCACUAUAUGCACUAAUGUUAGCUACGUGGUUGACGCCGACUAUUUACGGUACCGGUACCCAAACGACACGGCACUGGCAAACAUAACCGACACCAAUGAAAACAAAUGGCAAUACAAUCAAUACCUCUAUAACCUAACACUAGAGGAGCAGCUGUUGAACGGCACGAUCGGCGCCAACCGGUUUUUUAACAUAUGCGGAGUGCGGGCACCCCUAGCCUUGUCUAAUGUAUCAGACCGACUGUAUAACCACGUUCAUUGCACUUUAGUAUCGCCGAUAGUCGAGUCAAUUAACAAUUAUUACAAGUGUUUCACCUUGUUCAAUCAAAACGCCAGCCAAUUAGCGGAUAGCGAUCGGUACCGCGUGGACCACGAUGCGGAAUUUCGCGAAAACAAGUUUAGCCUGUUUUGGUUCGUACUGAACACCCGGUACUUACGCGAGCCAAGUAUUUAUAUGCACGACAGGCGGGAGCCGUUUGUGGGCCGAGUCGAGGGCCAGUCGACCGCCAUAAGUCUGGAUCACCGACAUUAUGGUGCAAUCGGUAUAACGUACAAAGAGAUCGAUAUUAACCGAUUGCCCCCACCAUACCGGACCAGUUGCGCCGACUACACAUCAAUCGGUUUGCCAUUAAAUCGCACCAUGGACAAACAAAUAGCCAACCACUGUGCCCAACGGAUCGGCCGUAGGCCCGACUGUCACGCCGUUUACUACACAAUGAAUACAUUUGAUAGCUAUCAGAGAGCUGUAGCUAACGGUAGUACGUUUUUUAUACAUUAUCUCGUACCCACCGACCCAAUCACCCGUUACGUACACUCACCCCGUAUGGAGUUAUCAGAGUAUAUGGGCAUUAUUGGCGGUGUGUCGGGCCUAUGGUUUGGUCUAAACAUACUGGCCUUCUAUGAUAUUGGCAAGUUUGUGGUAAAAAAGGCACGUGCACUUUUUAAGUAA
Messenger RNA from Medioppia subpectinata, 1134 nucleotides. Lineage: Eukaryota; Metazoa; Arthropoda; Arachnida; Sarcoptiformes; Oppiidae. The record is from the annotation of a GenBank genome assembly.